AUGUCCACCUCGAUCGCCGUCCCAAGGACGGCCCCAAUAGCUAUCGCGCCAAAACCCCCCGCGGCACGCUUCCCACCGAGUCGACAGGGCAGUGUGCACCACCACGGCCACAACUUUGACUCUUACGGGAGCGGGUUCAACUCGCCUGAUUCGGGGUCGGUGCUGAGCUUGAACACGCCGCCGUGCGAGGCUUGCCGGAACAGGAGGAGUGAGUGCGUUAUGGGUGAGGAUACUGAGGAGCACUGCGUGGCUUGUCAGUAUAGUGGGACCGAGUGCUCGUUGGUGGAGAGCAGUGGGAGUAGCAGCCCUUUGGGGGCGAGGAAGAGGAAGUUGAAUGGAGGGGAUGGGGCGGAGGAGGGGAGGAGUAAGAGGAGUUCCCCAGGACGGUCUGAUAACAGAUCGCAGCGUCGGCGGCAGAACCAGCACCACCAGCAACCCAGCGUCUCGUGCACCACGACCAGCAGCUCCCUAAUCGAAGACAUGGCCAACUUUGGCGGGCCCACGCUGCUUAAGCGCACGUUGGGGCUGCAGGCGGAUCGGUACUGCCAGUACAUUGGGCCCACCACUGACUUUGAACCCUCGCUCAUCAACCUGUCAUCAUUCGACCCGCAAGAUGAGAGUCUGCUCGCGAGGGGGACGUUGAGGAGGGUGAGCGACAACGACACGUUCUUGUUGCUGCCGGACAACAACACGCCAGGGUAUGAUCACAUCGUCGAGGACGCGGACGAGAUUGAGAACAUUGUGGCGCCGCACGGGAGGAGGCUGAUCGACCUCUACUUUCGGGUAGUGCACCCGGGCUUUCCCAUCAUUCAACGGAGUGUGUUUUAUGAAAAGUACGAGAGGAGCCAUCGCGAGUUUUCGCCGCCGUUGCUGGCGGCCGUGUAUAUCCUGGCCAUCAACUGGUGGGAGCACGAGGAGGAGCUGGCGGGGUUGCCGAAGCCGAAUGUGAGGGAGCUGGAGAGGUUGGUGAGGACCACGUUGGCGGAUGCCAUGUACAGGCCGAAGCUGUCGACGAUACAGGCGGGGCUGCUGUUGAGCCAGAGGCCGGAGGGGGAUCAGUGGGCGCCAACUGCGCAGCUUGUGGCGGUGGGACAGGAGCUGGGGUUGCAUUUGGACUGCACGAACUGGAAGAUUCCGCCUUGGGAGAGGGGGUUGAGGAAGAGGCUGGCUUGGGCUCUGUAUUUGCAGGAUAAAUGGGGCGCCCUCGUCCACGGCCGACCUUCCCACAUCUUUGCGUCCAACUGGGCCGUCCAGCCGCUCAACCCCAACGACUUUCCCGACAUUGAAUUCGACGAGACCGACUCCGAGGAACGGCUCGAGCUUGAGAGGGGUCGGGUCCUUUUCAGGCAAAUGGUCCAGCUUUCCCGAAUCCUGGCCGAAAUCCUGGACACGUUUUACACUUUGCAGGCAACCUCUCAGAUCGCCAACGCCGGCCCGCAGGGCACUCAGCUCGUCUUGUCCCUCGCCAAGCCCAUCCAGCUCAAGCUCAAGGAGUGGUAUUCCGCCCUCCCGGCCCUCGUCAGGAUGGACUCGACCUUUCAGACCACACCCUCGUCCUCUUCGGGGAGCAGGUUCUCCCCGAUCGGCUAUCUGCACCUGGCCUACUUUGCAACCGAGAUCACGCUCCAUCGCCGCAUCAUCAGGUCCAUGUCCACCCUUCCGGAGGACAACAAUGCCAACACGCCGUCCAUCGACCCUUACAUCCAGCACAUUUGCCGCUCGGCCGCCAAGGCCAGACUCAUCUCCGCAAUGGAUUUUGUCAACCGGCUCACUCCGUCCCACCUGAGGGCGUUUUGGUACUUUGCCUCCAAGACAAACUUUGCGCUGAUCGGGACGUUUGGGAGUUUGCUGUGGGGGACGAGCCCGGGGAGGGAGGAGGCUGAGUGGUAUAGACGGCGGCUGGGCGAGUACAGGUGGACGCUGAGCGUGUCAAGCAAGCCGGGGGAGGGGACGAGCAAGGGGUUGACCGAGUUUGCGAUGGGGAUGCUGGAUAUCAGCACGGGGUUGUUGAAGAAGCUGCCGGAGAAGCCGUUGUUGAGUCGGAGCGGGAGUGAGGUUGGGUUUGGAGGGCCAGGGGGGGUGGAUCAAGUGAGGAGGAGCAGCUUGUUUGCCUUGGGGCAUGCGGGGGGGAGUUCGGCGAGUUUGAACAGCAUGGCUGGGGGCGGUGGGAGGGGGGGGACGGGAGGGGGGUUUAGUUUGGGGAUGCAGAGUCCCAGGAGUGAUAUUGGGGAGGAGGAGGGGGAGGAGAUGGACAGUGAGGAUGAUGGGGAGGGGGAGGGGGAAGGGGAAGGGGGGGGGUAUGGGAGUUAUUCGGUUGGGAACUGAGCCUGCUUGACGGUUUUGAACUGGGGGGGGAGAGGUCAGACGGGGGUUUCGUGUGUGGAUUUUUGAGUUGCGCUCUGCUUUAUAUGGGGGAGCUCGGGUUCAAGACGGGAAUUUCCCUGCCAUACGGGGAAGAAGGAAGUGGAGAGUGGUGGUGCAGAGGUGGCAGUCGCCAUGACUUCCCAUUUGGGAACACACAAUAUUGGCAGAUUUUCAGCUUGACGAUGCAGUCAGAGAGCUGGAAACUGCCUUUAUUUGAUCCCCUCAAAACUUCCGCGGAGAUGCAAAGAUUGCGCGAUGGGGAGCACGCGAUCUACCCGCUUUCUACGUGUUCUACUUUUUCUGUACCAACAGGGUUUGUGGGGAAUGUCAUGUGCCAGCAGGUAAUAGCGUCAUUUUUCUUUUUUUUUGGGGGGAGGACCCUAGGUGCAUUAAGUGUGAGGGGAACUGUCACCAUCACAUGAGAGAGUAAGGGAGGGCUUUUUCUUUUUCUUUUCUUGGAUGAUUUGAUGAAACACAUGUUAUGAUUCUCUUUUUGAUACCCGAGUUCUAUAUGUUUUUAUAGAAGGUUGCGGGUAGGAAUUUUUCUUUUUUUUUUUUUUUUUCCGAAGGGUAUCAUGGCAAGGGAGGGGAUGGUAAAGAUUGAUAUAACUUGAUAUGAUAGGUAGGAAGGAUUAGGAUAGACUGACUGGCAUGAUGUUAUGGCAACGAUGUUUAGAUUUUUAUGAAAGAGAGAUUGGAAUAGAAUAGAGAGUCAGUCGUGUUAUUGUUACAGUGUUGAUUUAUUUUCCU
Messenger RNA from Podospora bellae-mahoneyi, 3114 nucleotides. RefSeq names its product Fungal specific transcription factor. Gene Ontology annotation, molecular function: DNA-binding transcription factor activity, RNA polymerase II-specific; zinc ion binding; DNA binding. Gene Ontology annotation, biological process: DNA-templated transcription. The record is from RefSeq and is a predicted model, not a curated record. Gene Ontology annotation, cellular component: nucleus. The coding region runs from base 1 to 2325 and encodes 774 amino acids. Lineage: Eukaryota; Fungi; Ascomycota; Sordariomycetes; Sordariales; Podosporaceae. The transcript is spliced from 3 exons.